CCUGGGACUUUUCACGGGAACAAACUGCAUUUUCUUAUGAAUGGAAGGAGAAAAAAGCGGUGCGACUUAAAUUGGGAGCCCUCCCGGUCUGGACUCAAACGACAAAACCAGGAGGAGGACGGGAGCCCCCGGAAGAGAUGACAAUGACCGCGAUCCCGGAAAGUCUCAACGGUCCCGCCUCAGGAAAAAGCGUCUUCAUGGAGUUCGGGCCGGCCGGCCAGCAAAUGUCGCCGUCGUCCAUGUCCCACGGACACUACCCCGUGCACUGUUUACAUUCUGCGAGCCACGGACAGCACGACGGCUACAGCCCGGGCCCGAACUUCGCCCGAACGCUGGCCUACCCUUACAUCAACUCGGUGGGGAGCCAUUCCAGCAGCCCGUACCUCAGCACGGUCCAAACGUACCAGAACAGCUCGGCCCUGCCUCAGACCCGCUUAGAAGAUCCAGCACCAGUAGCGGGCAAGAACGCCGCGGUGGAGGGAGGAGAGGUUCGCUUCAACGGCAAAGGGAAGAAGAUCCGCAAACCCAGGACCAUCUACUCCAGUUUACAACUGCAAGCGCUCAACAGGAGAUUCCAGCAAACGCAAUAUUUGGCCUUGCCGGAGAGAGCCGAGCUCGCCGCCUCACUGGGGCUCACACAGACACAGGUGAAGAUUUGGUUCCAAAAUAAGAGAUCCAAGUUCAAGAAACUGAUGAAGCAAGGUGGUGGCACUAUUGACACUAACGCCUUGGCGACAGGCCGCGGACUCUCCAGCGGUUCUCCUUGCACGGUGGCGCCCGUCUGGAGCACGCCGACCGCCGGGAAGACGUCAGCGGGCGCGGCCGCCGCCGGCUCCUACAUCCCGGCCUACACGUCGUGGUACCCCGGCACGCAUCACCAGGAGUCUAUGCAACAGUCCGCGCAGCUCAUGUGAACUCACGUCGGCCACCUGCCUGCACGGUGCGGGGGUGGGCGGCGGGGGUGGGGGUCGUGGGCGUUUGCUCCCCCGCGAGUGGCCGCCUCGGACCGGAACCAGAUGAGGAAGAUGAUGCAGAUGAAGCUGAGAAACUUGAAAGAGAAGAUGACCUCCACCUAUGAGCUGAAAAUCUUUCACAACCGGAUCUUUUCGUUACUUUCUGGCUGCUCUUUAUCAUUUCAGGGGGGGGGGAUAUAUUAGAAAUGCUAACGUCAUUGUUUCCCGAGAUGAUGACAUCACUUUUCCUUCUUAAAAGGCCAAUUACGAGUAUUUCUUGAACCAGGUUAUAUCGAUAAUAUCGAUCCACCUGUUAUCAUUCACAGCAUAUUGUAAAAACUCAAAUGGUUGUUUAUGUGUUUAUUAUUUAAGUUAAAUUAUUGGGAUUUGUUUUUCUCUUCUUCUUCUUCUACUGAGGCCAGUCUUGUGUUCAUUUGUGUGUUUAAAUUUUGAGACAACAGCAUUGUGUUGUUAAUGCUGCACUAACGCGAGCAAAAGCUUUUUCUAUGCCCACGUGUUAUGUGAAGAAGAGAGGGAGGACAAAAAAAUAGAAAUUUCCACAGGACAAGCAGCUCAUUUGUUCACUGUAUUUUGUAGAUACAUUUAAAAAGAAAAUCUGUUUUGUGCUUUAACUGGCUGUGAAAGGUUUUAGGCUUGCUGUAUUCGUCCACAUGUGUUUUAGUCCACAUAGAAGAAAAAAAAAGAUUUAGUUUUGUAUUGAGCUCUUUAAUUUAUUGGCUAUAUAUGUACAUACUGUGCACAUUUUCACAAAGCAGUAAAAGGAUUUAACUUAUGCGAAGAACCAUGUGUGUGUGUGUGUGUGUGUGCGCGCGCGUGUGUCUGUGUGUGUGUGUGUGUGUG
Phycodurus eques (leafy seadragon) is the source of this 1814-nucleotide messenger RNA. RefSeq names its product distal-less homeobox 1a (gene dlx1a). The transcript has 3 exons. NCBI's taxonomy places the organism in Eukaryota, Metazoa, Chordata, Actinopteri, Syngnathiformes, Syngnathidae. The coding region runs from base 138 to 914 and encodes 258 amino acids. Gene Ontology annotation, molecular function: RNA polymerase II cis-regulatory region sequence-specific DNA binding; DNA-binding transcription factor activity, RNA polymerase II-specific. The record is from RefSeq and is a predicted model, not a curated record. Gene Ontology annotation, biological process: negative regulation of transcription by RNA polymerase II; cell differentiation; embryo development.